ACCUCGUUACAACAAUAUAUACAAAGACGCUCAUGUUAUUAUAAAUAAACAAAUAAAUAAACAAAGAAACAAAUAAAUAAAUAAAUAAAUAUAACUGUUUAACACUGACAUUUAUUUUUAAAAAUCUAAAAAAUGUCAAUAGAAAUCGAGUCAGCUGAUGUUAUUCGUUUGAUUCAACAAUAUUUAAAAGAAUCAAAUCUUGUAAAGACUCUUCAAGCUCUCCAGGAAGAGACUGGAGUAUCAUUAAAUACAGUUGACAGUGUUGAUGGUUUUGUGGCUGAUAUAAAUAAUGGACAUUGGGAUACAGUACUAAAAGCAAUACAAUCAUUAAAAUUACCAGAUAAAAAAUUAAUUGAUGUUUAUGAACAAGUUGUAUUGGAGUUGAUUGAAUUGAGAGAAUUGGGUGCUGCACGUUCAUUACUACGACAAACUGAUCCAAUGAUUAUGAUGAAACAACAAGAGCCAGAGAGAUACAUACAUCUUGAAAAUUUAUUGGCAAGAUCAUAUUUUGAUCCACGUGAAGCAUAUCCAGAUGGUAGUACAAAAGAAAAACGUCGAGCAUUUAUUGCAAAUUCAUUAUCUGGUGAGGUAUCAGUUGUACCAUCAAGUAGAUUAUUGGCAUUACUUGGACAAGCAUUAAAAUGGCAACAACAUCAAGGUUUAUUACCACCAGGUACAACAAUUGAUUUAUUCCGUGGUAAAGCAGCAGUACGUGAUCAAGAAGAUGAAAAAUAUCCAACUCAAUUAUCAAAACAAAUUAAAUUUGGUCAAAAAUCACAUGUUGAAUGUGCACGUUUUUCACCAGAUGGACAAUUUUUAAUAACUGGAUCAGUUGAUGGUUUUAUUGAAGUAUGGAAUUUUACAACUGGUAAAAUAAGAAAAGAUUUAAAAUAUCAAGCACAAGAUAAUUUUAUGAUGAUGGAACAAGCUGUAUUAUCAAUGGCAUUUAGUCGUGAUAGUGAAAUGCUUGCAAGUGGUUCACAAGAUGGUAAAAUAAAAGUAUGGAAAGUACAAAGUGGUCAAUGUUUACGUAGAUUUGAAAAAGCACAUGCUAAAGGUGUUACUUGUAUACAAUUUAGUCGUGAUAAUGGACAAAUAUUAACAGCAUCAUUUGAUGCAACAAUAAGAAUACAUGGUUUAAAAUCAGGCAAAACAUUAAAAGAAUUUCGUGGACAUUCAUCAUUUGUUAAUGAAGUUGUAUUUGCAACAGAUGGACAUAAUAUAAUAAGUGCAUCAUCAGAUGGUACUGUUAAAAUAUGGAGUAUGAAAACAACUGAAUGUAUUGGUACAUAUAAAUCACUUGGUGCUGCUGAUUUAACAGUUAAUAGUAUACAUGUAUUACCAAGAAAUCCAGAACAUUUUGUUGUUUGUAAUCGUUCAAAUACUGUUGUCAUCAUGAAUAUGCAAGGACAAAUUGUACGUUCAUUUUCAAGUGGUAAACGUGAAGGUGGUGAUUUUGUUAGUGCUGUUGUUAGUCCAAGAGGUGAAUUUAUUUACUGUGUUGGUGAGGAUCUUGUUUUAUAUUGUUUUUCAACAUCAUCUGGUAAACUAGAACGUACACUCAAUAUUCAUGAAAAAGCUGUUAUUGGUCUUGCUCAUCAUCCUCAUCAAAAUCUUCUCUGUUCGUACAGUGAAGAUGGUAUUGUCAAACUAUGGAAGCCAUAAAUUAAAUAAUAUCUAUUUAAAAACAAAAAAAUUAAUGUGCGAAUGUGUUUUAAUAUCAAAAUAAUAAUAAUAAAAUAAAAUAUAAUCUUAAUUUGGUAGA
Aphidius gifuensis is the source of this 1765-nucleotide messenger RNA. It is a transcript of the gene Smu1, whose product is annotated as WD40 repeat-containing protein SMU1. The coding region runs from base 133 to 1665 and encodes 510 amino acids. The transcript has 5 exons. Gene Ontology annotation, biological process: mRNA splicing, via spliceosome. NCBI's taxonomy places the organism in Eukaryota, Metazoa, Arthropoda, Insecta, Hymenoptera, Braconidae. Gene Ontology annotation, molecular function: protein binding. Gene Ontology annotation, cellular component: precatalytic spliceosome. The record is from RefSeq and is a predicted model, not a curated record.